UGAUAAUAUGAAUAUUAUAACCAUCAUUUAACACCUUUAAUCACCGCCUACCACCAGUUACCAUCCUAUAACCAUUGACUCCGUUGCCGGCAAGGGAAUAUCCGGCGAGAAAAAAAUAAGACCGUUAAAGAGAGAAGGCACCAGCAAAAACCCUCCCCUGCUCCAACGGCUACUUCUCCAUUCAAACCAAAGAAUACUCACUCCCCAACUUUCGUCGUCCCUCAGACAAAGAAAUCAAUCCUCUCAUCGUCGCCUCCUUUUCUCUCCGAAAUCGAAUCCCUUCUUUUUGUUUCUGCAAUCAAGAGAUCAAUCUAACUUCGCCCGUUCGUCUCGGGAUAUCUCAAGAUUACUGACAGAGUUCUGUUCGCCCUCUGAAGAAUGGAUCUGGGAUGCUUGGACUUAGGUUGCCUCGAUAAAGUGGCCAAGCACGGCGGUGGCGACGCUAGGAGCAGUCCUGGUUCAGAUGGAGGUGGAUCUGAUUCUAGCGGGCAUCUCACUUCUUCGGGUUCCAAGUUCGGCAAGAGAAAUUCACCGAGGGGGAGUGGCCAGUCAUCACCAACUGCUCUAAACAAAGUCACGUCACAGAUUAAGAAGCCUAGUCGCCGUAAGACUAGCCCACUCAACUGGUUUCCUCGCAAGAAAGUGGACUCGUACUUGAAGAGGAAAAUUCAAAUGCUGCAGGAAGUUGAUGGGAUGAAACAGACUCUGGAUGAGACCCUUGAGGAUUCCAAUCCGCACUAUUGCAGAGUGCUCCGAGAAAAAAUGGCAGCAAGAGAGGCUGCAAGCAAGGUCAUGGAGGCUCAAAAGGCUGCAUUGGUCGAGGCAUCUUGGUGCCGUACACUUCAGGCAGCUAGGAUUCAAAACAAGGAAGCAGAAGACCUACUCGCAAAAACAGAAAAGGCUGCUGCCGAAGCUUUUGAAGCAGCAACAGCUGUGGGAGUGAUCAUGGAUGAUAUGCCAAGUUGCCCUCAAAAUGCUUCGUUAUUUGCACCCUCUACAACAACAAACAAGGCAGGAUCUACUACUACUGGUCAUACUGUCAAAGCAUCUUUUGAGACGGCAUUUGAUGUAGACAAAGAAGUAGCUGCAGCCGUUAAAGUUGCAUUUAUCAGGCUUGCCGCCACUUGUCCGCCUUCCGAGCAAGAUGAAUUCAGAGAUUUGUUGCAGAAGAUUAGUCAGAAUCCGGAGAGUAGUGUUUAUGAAGGAGAACAAGAAGACUUGAAAGAACUCGCUUCAGAGUCCGGAUCAGAUUCUGGCUUUGAACCCAGGUCUGCCUCUCCAAAGUCGAGUCAAAAGAAAAAGAAGAGACAGUCGGUGGAGCUUGUCAAUAUGAUGCUUGACAGGCUUAAAUCCUUGAAAGAAUAUGAGCUGUCUUCGCUUGCAACGAUAGUUGCAACUUGUGGCUUAAGUGCUGCAUUGGCAGAAGUCGAGAGCACUAAGCUACAGCGUGAUCAUCGCAUCUCAACUGAAGCUCUCAGUGCUCCUCGAAGGCUAUCUUCAGUAGAUGCAGGAAAGAAGCAAGGCGGGUCAGAACUCCCCAGCCUAGACAAGUUUCUGGUAAAGCACAUGUCAAAACUUGAGAAGGAAGUUGAACAAGCCAAGAAUAACAGGAAGAAAGAGGCGGAAGGAGCAAGAGACGCGUCGACUAAUGAUGACAAGAAUGGAAAGGUGCAGUUAGAUAAGAAAGCAAGUGCAUGCGACAUUGUUCCUGACCUAGGAAGUAUUCUUGUCAAGCACUCAUCCAGGAUUGAGAGAGAGAUUCAAGAAGCGAAGAGGAAUUCAGCUAAGGAUUACGAUUACAAAACAGCCCGCAAGAAACCGGUGAAUGAAUGGGAUUCUUCAUGUGAGGUGAUCCCUGACCUAGCAAGCAUAAUGGCUAAGCGUCCAACAAAACCAGAGAUUGAAAAUCAAGAAGCAAGACAGGACUCUGAAAAGUUAUCAAAGUGGGUUGUUAACAGGCCAAAAGCAGCAAGUAGUGUCCCAGGCGUGCCUAGCUUGGAUGAGGUUCUUGUUAAGCAUGUAUCCAGGCUUGAAAAAGAGGUCCAAGAAGCAAAAAAUAGGAGUCGAAUAAAUGAAAUGGCAGAGCAAGAGAACGUUGACUUCAACAAAGUAGCAACAAUCUCGUCAGAUUCAGAAUUUGAAGGCAAGACGAUGUGGACUUCUCCCAACUUGCAAGAAGACAGCUUAGAGAAGAUAUUGAUCAAGCCUGUGAGCAGAUUGGAACGGGAGAACACAAUGCAGGCUAAGAAUAUGAGAAGUGAAUACAACAGAAUCCAAAGUAAGCAGCAGCAAGCACAAGCUGGCAGAAUUAGGGCAGCAGAAGAAGGGUUGGAGAAAGUCUUGGUAAAGCAUGUGUCUAAGCUAGAAAGAGAGAAAAUGGAAUCACGUUUGAAGGAAGAUGAUGUCAAGGUGGUGCAGAGAAGAGGCAGAAAUUUGCAGCAAGCACAAGAUGACAGAAUUGGGGCAGCAGAAGAAGGUUUGGAGAAAGUCUUGGUAAAGCAUGUGUCUAAGCUAGAGAGAGAGAAAAUGGAAUCACGUUUGAAGGAAGAUGAUGUCAAGGUGGUGCAGAGAAGAGGCAGAAAUUUGCAUUUGCAGCAGAGAAGUGAAGAAGGAAGUCUGGACCAAAUUCUGGUUAAACAUAAAUCUAGACUGGAGAAGGAGAAGAUGAGCGCUUUCGAAAAGGAAUCAGGAGAACAUGCAAGAGUCGCAGUCUCGUCUUCCAUGUCUCGAAGAGAAGUGAGGGAGAAGGAGUUGGAAGAAGCAUGGGGUGGAUUAAGUUUUGGCAACUCCCUCAGGCCACAUUUCUCCAAGCUUCAACGGGACAAGGCUGCUUGGAUAAAAGCUGAUGAAGAAGAAAGAAGGCAAGUUGUGUAGACGUGUAGUGUAAGAAGCUGUGUAAAUUUCUUCAAAAGCUGAGCUUGAUCCUGGGCCAGAGUUGUUGUUGUUGUGGGAUAUGAAGUGUAAAAGUGUCAAUAGCUGCUUUGAUAUUCUUUUCUUUUUUCUUGUAGCGGGGAAGAGUGCUUUCUUCCCUGCACUAACUUUUGGGCCUAUGUAAAACAAACAGGAAGCUUAGUGCAUGAAGCUUGAAAUGGAACUGAAUAUGAGUAAUUUGUUCUUCACUUUACCUUACCAUCACUCUCUACUCUCAGGGGGUGGCUUUCUGUUUCUGAGUGGAGGAUUGCUUCUUUCCUGCAUCUAAUGUAAUGUUGGAAAUGGAAGCAAAUACUUGUGUUUGUAAAUUCUAAAAAUCAAAGUAUUUUUUUUUACUUCUUAACUAUUUAUAGAGACAAAUAUUUUUGUUUGUGAUAAGUUAUUAUUGGCUAUUAGCCAUCAGCUUUGUGCUAUGUAAGGUGGCGCUCUCGACGAUGACGAUCAAGUUAGAGAUAGAAUAAGAAAAGAAUAUUUGGUAAGAGAAUAAGUACUUGAAAGUGGGUAUUUAUAGUCGAUUUGGUGGUGGUUCGACGUGCAAUCUGAAGAAUUAUGUCUUUGAUGACAUUUAAUGUUGUGUCAGUAGGCCCCGUCGCCCCGAGGCAUCUGCCUCAGACGGUCUUCACGCCUCGAUAAUGGUGAUCAUAUUGUCGGUUUUGGAUUUCCAAUUAUGCUUUGUCCUUUCGACUGUUUAGUGGGCUUCGCUUGAUAGGCUUUUAGGUCAAAUGGGCUAACCCUAUGACCCAACAACAUUUGAGAUAGAAGAUGAAAAGCAUGUUUUCCUUGCUUGUCCUUCAUAUAUAGAUAAGUGUUUGCGAUUUGUUAUGUUGGGUUGCUACCUUUCUUGUGUGAAAACUCAGGUUCCCUUUUUCGGAAAGAAGUAUCAACUGAAAUCUGGUCAUGGUGUUAUGGCUGAAACCUAUUGUUUGCCUGUUUGGUGCAUCUUCCAAGCUUGAUCAAGCUAGUGUGUCCGAAUGGUCUUUGCUCAAUUGAUCGCAUUUUUUAAUUUUUGCAAUAUGUUGAUGGCCGGUUGGUGGCCCCCCUCAUGUUGGGAUUGAUAAGACUUUGUGCAAUAUACUUUUGAAUCGUAUGUAUUAUACGUAGAGAGAGCCAUCUAGGGAGCCAAUUAGGGAGAGAUAACUAUGAGUAAUUACAUGCCAUGAUUUGAGCCAAUUCAAAAGAUUUCAAUUAUGAUUUAUCUCUAUUACGCCCCAUGCAAGAUGGAGGUAGUGUCAACAACUCAAAUCUUGAACCGAAGAAGAAGAAAUCAGGAUUGUGCAUUGGCUUUGUGAGGGUAUAAGCUAACUGAUCAAUAGUAGAGAUAUGUUGAACUCGGAGUCGACCGGCUUGAGCGAGUUGGCGUACAAAGUGGUAGUCAAGAGCUAAGUGUUCAUACGAGAGUGAAACACGAGAUAGGCACUGAAGUAUGUGGCUACCAAAUUAUCUUAGUAAAUCACAACUGUUGUGGCAGUGGGUUGAUGUAGUUCACUAAAUAAGUUUUGCACCCAUUCUAGUUUUGCAGUGGCUUGGGCAAUAGUGCAAUACUAUGCCUAUGUGCUAAAGCGGGCAACCGUGUGUUGUUUUUUGGAACGCCAAGAGAUAAGACUGACAGCGAAUAGAUAGGCCAAAAUGCAUGGUCUCACGGAGAAAGCAAAAAAUGCGCUUCACACACUGCAGUGGAUGGUGGUAGGAGCGUGCAUAAAUUGUGAUAACUCUUUGACGACAAAGGCAAUGUAUGGUCUGGUGUACACCAAAUAUUGAUGGGCCUCAAGAGCUUGCCAAUAUUGAGUGACAUCGGCUGCCAUGAUGAAGAAGAAUGAUCAUGGUCUCAACAAGAUGACGAUGCUUUCGCCUUGCUAAACCAUUGUGUUCCGGUGUGUAUGGAGGGGUGAGCAAGUGACUUAUGCCAUGAGAUUCAAGAUUAAAAUGAAGUUUGGAAA
Linum trigynum is the source of this 4868-nucleotide messenger RNA. Lineage: Eukaryota; Viridiplantae; Streptophyta; Magnoliopsida; Malpighiales; Linaceae. The record is from the annotation of a GenBank genome assembly.